Ostrea edulis (European flat oyster) is the source of this 2338-nucleotide messenger RNA. Its product is annotated as integrator complex subunit 11-like. The transcript has 18 exons. Gene Ontology annotation, cellular component: nucleus. NCBI's taxonomy places the organism in Eukaryota, Metazoa, Mollusca, Bivalvia, Ostreida, Ostreidae. Gene Ontology annotation, biological process: snRNA processing. The record is from RefSeq and is a predicted model, not a curated record. Bases 107 to 1924 code for a protein of 605 amino acids.
AUUUAUGAAAUUCAUUAUGGCGCCGUCCAUUGAAAGAGAACUUGAAUUUGAAACAUCAUGAUCAUUUAACAUGGACAUUUUUAACUUAGAAUCUCUGUAACAAAACAUGACAUCAGAGAUUAAAAUAACACCAUUAGGAGCAGGGCAAGAUGUUGGAAGGAGCUGCAUUUUACUCACCAUUGGUGGAAAGAACCUGAUGUUGGAUUGUGGGAUGCACAUGGGGUACAAUGAUGAACGCAGAUUCCCAGAUUUUUCCUACAUCACCAACGAAGAGAAUGAGAGAUUGACAGAACACUUGGACUGUGUCAUCAUCAGCCAUUUCCAUCUUGACCACUGUGGAGCUUUGCCGUACAUGUCAGAAAUGGUUGGCUACGAUGGACCAAUAUACAUGACCCACCCAACAAAGGCCAUUUGUCCUAUACUGCUGGAAGACUACAGGAAAAUCACUGUGGAACGAAAAGGAGAAGAGAAUUUCUUCACCUCAGAGAUGAUUAAAAACUGCAUGAAGAAAGUUGUUGCUGUUAAUUUACAUGAAACAAAACAGGUUGAUGAGGAGCUGGAAAUCAAGCCUUAUUAUGCAGGUCAUGUUUUAGGGGCGGCCAUGUUUCACAUAAAAGUAGGCCAGCAGUCAGUGGUGUACACAGGAGACUAUAACAUGACCCCAGACAGACAUCUAGGGGCAGCCUGGAUUGACAAGUGUCGCCCUGACCUACUCAUUACAGAAUCAACAUAUGCCACAACAAUUCGAGAUUCCAAACGCUGCAGAGAAAGAGACUUUUUGAAAAAAGUUCAUGACUGUGUGGAAAAAGGUGGAAAGGUACUUAUUCCUGUAUUUGCUCUGGGCCGUGCUCAAGAAUUGUGUAUCCUACUGGAGAGUUACUGGGACAGAAUGAACAUUAAAGUUCCCAUUUAUUUUUCACUGGGUCUCACUGAAAAGGCCAACCACUACUACAAGCUGUUCAUCACGUGGACGAGUCAGAAAAUUAAGAAAACCUUUGUACAGAGGAACAUGUUUGAAUUUAAGCACAUUAAGCCGUUUGACAGAGCCUAUAUAGACAAUCCAGGACCCAUGGUUGUGUUUGCCACCCCUGGAAUGUUACAUGCUGGGUUGUCUCUACAAAUCUUCAAGAGGUGGGCACCAAAUGAUCACAACAUGGUGAUUAUGCCAGGAUACUGUGUAGCAGGAACAGUGGGACACAAAAUUCUCAAUGGAGCUCGUAAAUUGGAGCUAGAAAACAAACAAAUUUUGGACGUGAAGCUUUCUGUCCAGUACAUGUCCUUUAGUGCUCAUGCUGAUGCCAAGGGGAUCAUGCAGCUUAUUUCUCAGUGUGAACCCAGGAAUGUCAUGUUGGUCCAUGGAGAGGCUGCAAAAAUGGACUUCCUGAAAAACAAAAUCCAACAGGAAUUUGGGAUUGAUUGUUACAAACCAGCCAAUGGGGAAACUGUUACCAUAGAAACAAUACAUAAUAUCCAAGUGGAUAUACCACUGCCUUUGUUAAAGAGGGAAGCAUCAAAAACAGGAUUACUCCCUCCUGAUGUCAAAAGACCAAGAGUUUUGCAUGGUGCUUUAGUCAUGAGAGGAAAUAGGCUCCAGAUAAUUGACCCCAGCCAAGCACUGAAGGAGAUGGGGGUAGAUGAGCACCACCUAAGGUUCACUUCCACCAUUGCAAUAGAGGAGGAUGGACCCACCAACAAGGCCGCAGAAAAAAUAUAUCAGCUUGUCAAAAGGAAGAUGAAAGAUUUUCCAAUUCAUUACUCUUCUGAUGGUUCCAUUUCCAUCUCGGACUCUGUCCUGAUCCAGGUCUCGGGGGAUGAUGAUGAGGCCAAGUCUGUUCUGGUGUCCUGGUCUCAUCAGGAUGAAGACAUUGGGAGCUUUCUUCUUCAGUUGUUAAGAGAAGACCCAUCACUGGUACAGGCAGUAUGAAAGCAUGUGCCAGGAUUAGCAUAAUGAUUGUAGUGCAAUGUAAAGAGUAUAGCGUUUUCAGCCAAGAUUAGCCAUGACUCGAUAUUACUGUGAAGUAUGCCUAUUUUUCAAGGAACCUGUACUUUUUUCUGAUGAUAUUCAAUGAAACAGGAGUUUCGGGGAUUAUCAACAUUGCAUCCUCAAUUUUCUCCUGUAUACAGAAUUGUUGAGAUGGAGGAAAUUGAACAUUUUUGACUACUAACACAUCUAUAGUGAUCUCUGAGAAGACUGUGUGUACAAUUUAUUUGAUUGUUUUGUUGAGAAAUCAGUACUGUAUGAAUUGUGGAUUUGUCAGUGAUUAAUCUGUAGGUCAUAUUGUGUGACCAAAAACUAAAGCAAGUAUGCAAGAUGGAGCAUUAAAACAUUGGGAAUAUC